Prosopis cineraria is the source of this 871-nucleotide messenger RNA. RefSeq names its product kunitz type trypsin inhibitor 104-like. The transcript has a single exon. The coding region runs from base 41 to 658 and encodes 205 amino acids. Lineage: Eukaryota; Viridiplantae; Streptophyta; Magnoliopsida; Fabales; Fabaceae. Gene Ontology annotation, molecular function: endopeptidase inhibitor activity. The record is from RefSeq and is a predicted model, not a curated record.
CUCUGCAAAACGCAAUCACACCAACAUAUCCAUAACCAACAUGAUGAAGUUGGCUUCAAGUUCAGUCCUUGGCCUUGCAUGGCUUCUCACAAUGAUGGCCACGUCAGCCCUGUCCCAAUCCGACACCACCGCCUCCGUGCUAGACACAAAUCGCCGUCCUCUUCAACGCGGCCGUGAGUACUACAUCAAGCCCGCCAUCACCGACUCCGGCGGCCGAUUCACUCUCAUCAACCGCAACAACUCCUGCCCUCUCUACGUCGGCCAGCUAAACACCGACGUCGGCAAAGGCCUCCCGGUGACCUUCACGCCCUACGCCGGAGAAGACAAUGUCGUGAAGGUGAACAGGGACUUCAAGGUGGCGUUUGCCGCCGCCACGAUAUGCAUUCAAUCAAAGCAAUGGAAGGUCGGCGAGAGGGACGCAAAAAGUGGAAGAAGACUUAUCGUUACCGGUAGUAGCAACGGUGGUCGUGAUUAUAGUAACUAUUUUAGGAUUGUGGAGACACAGUUCGGAGGAAUCUAUAAUAUUCAAUGGUGUCCUACAGAGGUUUGUCCUACUUGUAGGUUUGCUUGCGGGACUGUUGGUGGAUUACGUGAGAAUGGCAAGAUUCUGGAGGCUUUGGAUGGGAAUGUUCUUCCCGUUGUGUUCGUGAGGGCAUAAUAAUCAUUAACUAUAAUUAUAGUUUUGUGAACAAGUUGUGUAAUAUUUGGGUUAAAUAUUGUAAUUAGUAGAAGAUCGGGGGCUAUUAAUUCAUCCUUAUAAAAUAAUAAGAGGAUGAACAUGUGUGUGUGUUUAUUGUUACGUUGCAUCUAAUUAUAAUAAAGCUCCAAAUUGUAUUUUAUGAUCAAUAAAACUUAUUUAAAAUUUUAGUCU